AAACAAUAAAUGACAUCAUAUUCCCAGAAUUCUAGGUAUCCACCUUCCCAUGACGAAUUCAACAUAGGCUUUUACUUCGCCUCUUCUCCGCUUGAUCCAAAAUGUCUGAGAAUACGGCUACACCGCGGAGUUUCCACUUGUAUAACUGCGACAACACGUACGAUUUGGAUAGUGUCGAGAAGCUCAUAAAGGCCGUCGCUGGCGAGGUACAAGUCCACCAGACCUACUUCCCUUUGCCUCGUAUGACUCAGCUAUCGCAGGAGCUGGAAGGAAAAACCAUGGACUGUGCUGUGUUUGUUGUGCAUGCUUACGAGUCGAUUCUAUCAAUCAACCAGGAUAGAACGGAUGGCAUCGGAUACACGAAGGUCUACCGUGCUCUCCUUCGAGCUACGGAGGGCCGUGUGCUGAUUGUGAUUGGUGGAGACGAUAACUACAAGACUCAGGAGGAGAGGGACACCUCGGUGCUGUCCCAGUGGGCGCGUGGGAAAGUCUCCUCCCAGUUCAAGGAGGAGUACAUGAACGGCUCUCGCAGCUUCAUCUUCUCAUGGGAUGAACACCACCACCCCAUACAUGAGGACGCUUUACAACACUUCCUGGACCCCAAGAUCUUUGUUCCAAAGCCACGCCCAACCCCUCUCCCCUGUCAGUCCCAGCCAGUACCUGAUGUACAAGAGCCAGUGCAAUCUUCUGAAGUGUCUCCAAUAUCCUCCCCCACUCAACAGGAGCACUUAAUGGAGGGUGGUUCUCUUCUCGCAAGCACCGGUCACCAGGAUGUCGAGGGUAGCCAUCAGUUGGUAGCACAGGAGGCGUCUCCAGACCAGGCUAAUCUCCGUUAUCGAGUGCAGUUUCAACAAGUCAACAAAGGCCCUUCAUUGCAAUUGUUUACUUGGACAAGCCGAAAGGAGACAUUAGACAUCGUCCACAACUUUAUGUCAUCAGUCUACAACAACCUCUCGCUCCCAGGCCCUCCCGAUGCGCCGCCUGUUCCUUUUGAUGGAUUUUUAAGCCAUCUCAUAAAGGCUAAGCUCGAUUAUGCUGUGGCGGCGGUGGAAAUGGCACAGAUUGAUCGAGUUGUGAAGGAUUCUAACCUCAGGAAUCUAUGGCGCACACGUUUAGAGAGCUUAGCAAGGUAUAUAGGUAAAAAGGCAAUAAUCCUUGUUUGUGACGAUGAAACUAAUACCGGCCAGAUGACGUCAGGGGGCGUACUUGACGUCAUCCAACAUAUCAUGAGUCCCAACGAAGCAAAUGAUAAACUGCUUGUCAUGUCAUGGUUUAUGAAACCUGGGGUCAUCCACAUGGACGCCUUGAUGGACAUCUUGCGUUACCAUGGUGACGUUAGAUCAGAGCACAUCAGACAGGGUGGAGGGGGAGGCCAUGGCAGAGAUGAAUACGAGGAAUACAGAAAGCAAGUUGAGAUUGAGAUAUCGGAUGCGAUAAGAGAUGAGCAGAAGAAGAAAUACCGCGCUGCUCAAUAUCAGCACGAAUCCCUACCUUGUACCACAGAUUACCAAGAUCUGCGCAAAGGGGGGCCAGGUUCCGAAAAGCUAUCCAGCGCCCAGCCCAAGCUUUGUUAUCGAGCUUUGCUUCAACAUGGUAGAGUAGCCGAGUGUCUAGUAAGAGACCCACCGACAUUCAAGGUGCCUCAGGAAAUGUUACAAGACGCGCCGCGACUUAACCUGGACAAAGCGCAAACACUAGAGAUCUGGGAUCUCGGUGGUAAACUCAUUCGAACUGAGCGCAUUUUUGACGAGUUCCAUCGUGUACUGCGAUAUCGUGCGACAAUAGAAUACGGCAAGCUUGCUUACCCAGAUCACGUUUACCCCCCGGGAUCCCAACCACCUCAGUACAUGCUGGACGACAUGAUAUCAAGGCAUAGCCAAGUUCCCAAGGCUGUUCUGACAAUAUGGGAGAACGGACAGGGGGGGUUAAGCCCAGCCGUUGAGACCGGUUUUCGGAGUUGGCUCUCUGAAAUUUUUGCUAAGACUCUAGUCAAACAAGCUUAGCAAAACUCCAUUGAUUUAUGAAAACUCAAACAACAAUAGGACUAGAAGACCUUCUUUUUUGAAGUUUUUUAAUGAUUAUAAAUGAUUAUAAGUGAAAAAUAAGAGGACAGUGGCUGUGGUUCAAAUUUGGUCACUUAAGAUGAAUGUGAUUUUUCGGAUCUUUAGUGACAGAUUUAGAAAAAUAAGAUAUCGUGUGUGCAACUUAUUCUAGGAACUCAUUAUAUGACAAUAAAUCUGAUUAGAUAA
Nematostella vectensis (starlet sea anemone) is the source of this 2249-nucleotide messenger RNA. RefSeq lists its product as uncharacterized. The record is from RefSeq and is a predicted model, not a curated record. The coding region runs from base 102 to 2003 and encodes 633 amino acids. The transcript has 7 exons. Lineage: Eukaryota; Metazoa; Cnidaria; Anthozoa; Actiniaria; Edwardsiidae.